This is a messenger RNA of Pieris macdunnoughi, 669 nucleotides long. Lineage: Eukaryota; Metazoa; Arthropoda; Insecta; Lepidoptera; Pieridae. The record is from the annotation of a GenBank genome assembly.
AUGAGUACCACAUGCAAAUAUUGCAAUGAGCCAGAAGAUAAACAGUACCGGCCAGGUCUUAUAUGCGAAAGUUGCAUAUGCUUCGUCCACUUAACCUGUUUGAAAAGAGCAGGAACACCGGGUGACCUAUCCGGAGAUGUUUUCUUUGAUUAUACGUGCGAAGACUGUUCGCCGGAGAAGGAAGAAAUUUUUAAACGAACGAAGAUUCUCUGGGUUCAUGCUCUCCUAUUAACUUUAUAUCAUCUGAGGAAUCAUAUGAGCGGGAUGAGUAAUCAUAGGUAUUUCCACUACAAGACACACAUUUGCUCCUUCAUAGAUAGGUCUUGGAUGCAGCUGUUUGGACCUAAGUUUAAGCAGAAGAAAAAUUGGAUUGGUACAAUAGCAGGUGCCUUGUCAGUGUAUAGCAACUUACUGUUUCAAUCAGGGUUGGCGCAGCUAGGAGAGAGUGGUUGGUGGAAGCUAAAACACAAUUUUAGCCCUGCGGCGGCUGCUCAUAUAAUACAAGAGAUAUCGCGUGACAAGACAAAAUCCCGGCCGAAGAAUCAGCUAGGAGUGGAUAUGACUCUCUUUAUUGCUAAAGUCACAGAAUUAGGUUACAAAGACCAGUUAGUGAAGAGGAAGGUCUUGACAUCAUCGUCCUACCCGCUAGACACGGGUUUGCGGGUUUGA